AUGACAGAAUUCUUAAAAGGUGUAAUACUUUCCGUUUUAUCGGAAAAAUGUUACGAGGAAUAUUUCUUCAAAUACAACUUCCUUGACGUACCUUGUUUUAAAUCUACAUUGAGUAAAGGUCUCGGCAUCGGGAUUAUUGCUGGCUCUAUAUUGGUGAAAGUUCCACAAAUUUUAAAAAUCCUGGGCAGUAAGAGUGCCGAAGGUAUUAACAUCUAUGGAGUUUACUUGGAGCUAUUUGCAAUCACUGCAAAUUUUUCCUAUAGUUAUGUUAUGAACUUCCCAUUUAGUGCCUGGGGUGAUGGAACAUUUUUAGCAAUUCAGACAGCUAUAAUUGCUGCAUUGGUAUUACAUUAUGGGGGAUCACCUGCAAAAGCUUCACUAUUUCUUGCUGUUUAUGCAGGACUUGUGUCUGUUCUUGUGAGUGGAUUCACCCCUAAGGAUAUAUUGUGGACAAUGCAAGCAACCAAUGUUCCUAUUAUAGUUGCAGCUAAGUCAAUUCAAGUCAUUACAAACUACAGAAGUGGUAGUACAGGGCAACUAUCUGCAGUAACCUGCCUGCUUCUGUUUGUGGGCAGUAUAGCUAGAAUAUUCACUUCUAUUCAAGAGACUGGUGACUUCAUUAUAAUAGUUACAUAUUGUGUAUCAACAAUUGCUAAUGGAGCUUUAGUCUUGCAACUCUUCUGGUACUGGAAUGUUGACAAGACUAACAAAAAUAAAAAUAAGAAAAAGAAGAAGCGCACA
Messenger RNA from Brenthis ino (lesser marbled fritillary), 741 nucleotides. The record is from the annotation of a GenBank genome assembly. NCBI's taxonomy places the organism in Eukaryota, Metazoa, Arthropoda, Insecta, Lepidoptera, Nymphalidae.